Cololabis saira (Pacific saury) is the source of this 1639-nucleotide messenger RNA. RefSeq lists its product as uncharacterized. The coding region runs from base 173 to 1639 and encodes 488 amino acids. The transcript has 8 exons. The record is from RefSeq and is a predicted model, not a curated record. NCBI's taxonomy places the organism in Eukaryota, Metazoa, Chordata, Actinopteri, Beloniformes, Belonidae.
UUCAUCAUGGCGGCGCCCGGUCACUGAGGAAAACUAUUGUUUGGACUUUUUUUCUAACUUUCUAACACAAACUCCAACCCCAUACGUCGAUCACUAACCGGAAUACUUUCACCACAUACUGGAGUUAGCAGACCUAGAGGAACAUAUCGAUCACUACUACAACAGCUGCAAUAUGGACAACAACCCGCAGGAAUCAAAACCAAACAAACGGAGAAAAACCUCAUGGACAGAAUACUGCUCAACAAGGAGAGCCGAGGUGAAAGUGGCUGUAGCAAUGGUGCAACACGAUGUUUCCUUUGCAGUGGCUGACCAUUUCAGCCCCUUGUGGAGGGAAUGCUUCAAAGACUCUCCCACAGCUCAACAUUUCAAGAGUGCCAGCACAAAAACUACGUGCAUCAUUAAUCAUGCAGUUGCACCACAUUUUAGGAACGAGCUGGUGAUGAAGAUGAGGGAAAAUCCCUUUACACUAGUUACGGAUGGAUCAAAUGACACAGGACUAGAGAAGAUGAACCCCUUAACUGUAAGGGUAUUUGAUGGCACCAACAAAGUUGUGCACAGAUUUCUCGACAUGUGCACCACAAGUGGAAGAAGCUGUGGCACAGCUGAUGUCAUCUAUAAAAAAAUCCACGACGUCCUGGUAGAACACAAGAUACCGUGGACAAAUUGUGUUGGCCUGUCAGUUGACAAUGCCCCAGUUGAUAUUGGAGCCACAAAUUCAAUUGCUUCAAAAAUGCUUAAGGAAAACCCCAGCAUUUACAUUCAUGGAUGCCCCUGCCAUAUAAUGCACAACACUGCUAAACACGCAGGGAAGAGGUUUUUAGAAAUAUCUGGAUUUGACGCCGAGGACCUUGUGGUUGAUGUUGGAUACUGGUUUAAGGGCUGCACAAACCGUAAAGGUUACUUGACAGAAUUUUGUGAACUCCAUGGGAGUGACUACAUGGAAAUGCUGCUGCACAUUCCGGUGAGGUGGCUCGGCUUGGAAAUGUGCAUCACCCAAAUCCUGCGGCAGUACGGCCCACUCACCAGCCAUUUCAAAUCUUUGAACGAGAAACAACCAAGGUUCAGGAGGCUGGUGGAGGCGUUUUCAAACAGCCUGACGGAAGUUUACCUCCAGUUCCUUCGGGCCACUUUCCCCGUGUUCACCACACUCAACCUCCUUCUCCAGAGAGAGAAAUCUUCCAUUUUCCAGCUGCAUGAAGAGAUGACGACAUUCAUCAGGAAGCUGUGUUCAAGGUUCAUGGCACCAGCAGCACUUCGAGGAAACGUCCUGGACAUCCCCUACAAGGACCCACAACACCAACUGCCAGGAGAAAAACUCAACGUGGGUUUCACCACCAGAGGGACAUUAAACAGGUUCCUUGAGGCUGGAGAUGUUUCCUCAGACCAGGCACAACAAUUUCAUCAGGCAGCACUGGCCUUUUUGGUCGGGGCUGUGGAUUACGCCAUGGCAAAGCUGCCACUGAAAGACGCUCUCCUGAAGCAUGCCAGAUUUGUGGAUGUGCAGCUGAGAGCCGAGUGUGGGGUUGAAGACGUCCUAUACUUUGUCCACAGGCAAGGAUUUUCACAUACUGAUUAUAUAUUGUUAAGUUUAAUGGUCAUGCUCACAAAACAAAUCUGUUUCUCACUCACUGUAUUCUAA